Portunus trituberculatus (swimming crab) is the source of this 8645-nucleotide messenger RNA. Its product is annotated as protein kinase C, brain isozyme-like. Gene Ontology annotation, molecular function: ATP binding; diacylglycerol-dependent serine/threonine kinase activity; zinc ion binding. Gene Ontology annotation, biological process: protein phosphorylation. The record is from RefSeq and is a predicted model, not a curated record. Lineage: Eukaryota; Metazoa; Arthropoda; Malacostraca; Decapoda; Portunidae.
CAGCUCAGUGCUCUGCAGGUAGUGGAGGAGAGAGGUACUGUUCAUCUCGGUCGUGCGGGCGGGACUUGAACGCAAAUAAAGAUGACGGAUGAACAGCAGCAAAACCAGGAAGAUGACAACAACCCAGGGGCGGGGGACAUGAAGACAGCCUUCGCCACGGGCCAGCGGGGAAGGAAGGGCGCCCUCAAGAAGAAAAAUGUCUUUAUUAUUAAUGAUCACAAAUUUAUUCCAAGAUUUUUCAAGCAACCCACUUUCUGUAGUCACUGCAAAGACUUCAUCUGGGGAUUUGGAAAGCAGGGUUACCAGUGCCAAAUUUGCAGUUUCGUGGUUCAUAAGCGAUGUCAUGAAUUUGUCACGUUUAAAUGCCCAGGGAAGGACAAGGGAGCUGAUUCAGACGAUACCCGCACUAGACACAAGUUUAGAAUUCAGACCUAUGGCUCGCCGACCUUCUGUGACCACUGCGGCUCCCUUCUGUACGGCAUCAUUCACCAAGGGAUGCGCUGUGAGGCUUGCAACAUGAACGUCCACAAAAGAUGUACGGAGAGUGUGCCAAACCUGUGCGGCUGUGACCACACGGAGAGGCGCGGGCGUUGUGACCUUAAAAUCAGCUGUGUGGGCAACAAGAUGACCGUGGAAAUUCUGAGCGCCAAGAACCUGAUUCCCAUGGAUCCUAACGGCUUAUCGGAUCCUUACAUCAAGAUCAAGCUCAUCCCAGGCACUGACAACAUGAAGAUGAAGACAAAAACUAUAAAGGCAACACUCAACCCCGUCUGGAACGAAACUCUCACUUGUGAGCUGAAACCAGAGGACAAGGACCGUAGGCUGCUGGUGGAGUGCUGGGAUUGGGACAGAACCUCACGCAAUGACUUCAUGGGCUCAAUGUCCUUCGGUAUUAGUGAGAUCAUCAAGUCCCCCGUGCAAGGCUGGUACAAGUUCCUGACGGAGGAGGAAGGGGAGUAUUACAACGUGCCCUGCCCCCCUGAAGGCACCGACAUCUCUGUGCUCAAGGAGAAAUUCAGGAAGACAUCGAUCACCAAGAAGACUCCAACAGCCACAGACAACCACAUUCCGCAUAACAUGAACAAGAGGGACAUCAUCAGGGCCACAGACUUCAAUUAUCUGAUGGUGCUCGGAAAGGGAUCAUUUGGCAAGGUGCUGCUCGCUGAGAGAAAGGGCACGGAUGAGCUGUACGCCAUCAAGAUCCUGAAGAAGGACAUUAUCAUCCAAGACGACGACGUGGAGUGUACAAUGAUUGAGAAAAGAGUGCUCGCUUUGGCCAGUAAGCCGCCCUUCCUGGUCCAGCUCCACUCCUGCUUCCAAACCAUGGACCGGCUGUACUUCGUGAUGGAGUAUGUGAAUGGUGGUGACCUAAUGUUCCAGAUUCAACAGUGCGGCAAAUUUAAGGAACCUGUUGCUGUAUUCUACGCUGCUGAAAUUGCCAUUGGUCUUUUCUUCCUUCACUCGCGUUCAAUCGUGUACCGAGACUUGAAGCUUGACAAUGUGCUGCUGGACCAGGACGGCCACAUCAAGAUUGCUGACUUCGGGAUGUGCAAGGAAGGAAUCUCUGGCGACAAGACCACUAAGACCUUCUGUGGUACCCCUGACUACAUCGCCCCUGAGAUCAUCCUCUACCAACCCUAUGGCAAAAGUGUGGACUGGUGGGCCUAUGGAGUGCUGCUCUAUGAAAUGUUGGUCGGACAGCCACUCGACGGCGAGGAUGAGGAGGAACUGUUUGCCGCCAUCACUGACCAUAAUGUGUCCUACCCCAAGUCCCUCUCUAAGGAAUCCAAGGAGUGCUGCAAGGGGUUCCUGACCAAGCAGCCCCAGAAGCGUCUCGGCUGCGGUCCAAAGGGUGAGGAGGACGUCAGGACUCACCCCUUCUUCAGGAGGAUUGACUGGGAGAAGCUGGAGAACCGAGAAGUUCAGCCGCCUUUCAAGCCCAAGAUUAGCAACCCUCGCCUGGGAGAAAACUUUGACCCAGUCUUCCGAAACGCCCGCCUGGAGUUCUCACCAGCAGACAAGAAGAUCAUGGAGCACCUGGACCCCGACGCAUUCCACGCCUUCACCUACACCAACCCCUUCUACCGCCCCAUCAAUGUGGAUCAGCUCUUCAAUGAGGACUAAGCAGGCUCGCCGGGGUUGCUUGCCUACUCUCUCCGCCUCCCCCUCGUCUCAACACCCUUGGCGCCUCAGGCCGAGGGUUAGCAGGGCUGCCAUGUGUCCUGACUGACUCAUUCUUCCCUAACUCCCAUCAUCCCAAGACUGGAUUCCCCGCCUUACCCCGAUGAAGUUGGCACCUGAAAAGACUCCUUCACUCCACCUGCCGGCAGUCGGUGGAAGACAUCGUGUUAUGCUUGCUUUCCCUUACCUCCCUUUCCCUUAUUGUGGAUUCAUUGUUUGUUCUCGUGGACGUGAUCACCGGAGGAGGUUUUUUUUCACUGCCAGGCGACAUUUACUCACUCAGGUUUGGCAGGGAACCCAGAUGAAUAACCAAGUAAUCUAUGGUAGUAUUAAAUCUUCACUGAGUUACUGGGCAGGUUAAGAUUCUCACUUCCCAGGCUGGCCGUAAGCUGAAGCCUGUAGUGUAAGGCUGGUGAUGGUCUGGUAUAGACUUGAUAGGUGUUUAGCAUCACUGAAUAGGAUCAUUUGCAUAGCCACUCCCGCUUGUGUCACUCAACACCCACCAGAAGGGAACAGAGGCAUGGACCAUUUAGGGACAAGCUCCUUUUAUCAUAUGAAUUGUAAUUGUCAAGUGAGUUUGGUUCUCCCAUUAAUCUGUCCUCUGUGUAUUGUUGGACCAAAUUUUAUCUUGGAUGUCAGCUGCUGACCAUUCAUGAGAAAAACUCUCUAACCUAACCUAACAAUUUUUUACUUAUUUUUCACUCUCCUUUCUAAUUCCUCAUCCUUCUGCUUUUCCUCCUUUCCUCUAUUUCUCAUCCUGUUUCUCUCUUGGCCUCUUCUUUCUUUUUUAUCCUCUGUUCUCUUUCUCUCUGUGGUGAUCUAAGUUUUUAUUUCUUUAGUCUUUUCCUUUGUUUCUUUAGUUUUUAUAGUGAAUUUCUAAAGCUUCUAACUUUUUUUCUAUUUGUCUUUGCCUUUUUUCUUCAUGAUUUCAACUUCUCAUCCUUCUUGUUUCUCCUCUUCAUUCUUUGUUCUCCUUGUAGUAAAUGUCUCAAGGUUUACAGUCUUAUUUCUCUCUUUUAUUCUCUUGUAUAUAUAUAUUUUUUUUUACUCUUCAUUCUUCUCUUUUAUUCUCUUGCAUAUUUCUUCUUUUUACUUUUUUUUUUUUUUUUUUUUUUUCAUCCUCUUUUUCUUCCCUCAUGGUGUGCUUAGUGGCGACUCUCCCGGGCUGCCUCAGUUCAGGGGUGUGUCUUGCAGCAUCCAUAACUCAAUAGUACAGGUGGCCAUCCCUUUGGCCCAUUUAGCAUCACUCCUCCCAAUCAGCCAGGCUUGGUUCCCUUGGUCCACUCAACAUGGCCCGGUUAUUGUGGUCCAUGAAAUGAGGCCUGGCUGCUGUACCCCAUUGCAGUUCAUUUUGAGUUAGACAGACUGGAUUUUUUUUUCCUUUUUUUUAUUGUGAGGGUAUGUGGUGAAGUGGUGUGUUGUCCUUGUCUCCAGUUUAGAUGUUCGUCUCUGCGAUUACAGGAACCUUUAGUGAUUCAUGUUGUAUUUACAGUGUGUGUUCGUUUGUCUGUCAAGUAUUACCACUGCAUUCGUGUCGGGAAAUAGCUCUGCGUCUGUCCGUGUGAGUGUGCGUAUGUGUGAGUGUACGUGUGUGAAUGGUUCUUGAGGUGUUGGUCUCUGGCCGCACAAAAUCGUGACAUCUCAUGGGGACCAACUGUCUCCAGAAUUGUCGUUUGUGACUCAUUUGAAGUUGUUCAGUCGUCAGAGCCACUCAUUCCAGACGCUUCAUCCUCGCCGGUGUAGUGAAAAAAAAAAAAGUCAUCAAAUUCUGACCCACACGGUAGUCUUGACGCAGAUCGUUUCCUCCGCUUCCGUUCGUACUCGUGUCUGUUGCUUAGUGCGUAGCAAGCCGUGACACGCCGCGUUGUGAUGGUGGAUUCCUACUUAAGUGUCAAGUACUCGUAGCUUCCGACCCGCCUUGCACGCCUCACCAUAGAACAUGACGUAGCUCCGUGUAUGUCUAGGUGUCGCUCCGAGUGUCUGGCUUGUCGAGGAGGACCGAGGAGGUGCUUGACUCUCGACCCGUGUCACGUCAGCGAGUUGGUGAGGUGAUGGAGACACGCAGUGAAGCACAGCGCCGGGCGGAGGGAAGAAAGGAAGGUUCAGAGACGCCUUCGUGGUGUUGGUUCCCUCAGAGGCACAGAAGAGUCCUCGGCUCCACGGCUCGACCACUCGGCUUAGUGUUAAACCCCUCAAGUGAAGGCCACUGUUUUGACAAGUGCCAAACUUGCACAAAUAUUGCUCUUGCCAGCCGGCGCGUGUAGUCGUUCUCUCAUCAAGCCCCAUAAGUGUAGCAUGUAACUCAGUAACACGAUUAGCACAUAAGUUCAGAUUCCUUUCCAUUAUUUCCUAAACACUGUGGUGGUUGAAUUCUUGUUUGGUGUGUAGCAGAACACCUUCCGUAGUAAUGAAAGAUCGCGUCGUCCCAUGUCUUGACACCGCCGUGGACCACAGCAUCUCGGCGUGUGUGUGUAUAUGUGUUCAGUGUGUCCCCGCUGCUCUCCGCCAAGUCUUACUACGUACCAUUAGCCAGCUUGCCAGCGAUAGGGAGUCAGGCAGACCAGCACGCCGCGUCACACACACACACCACAUCCCAGAAACAAGACCCAAGUACUGCUCUGCUCAUCCUGAUGACACGAGGGGCGGCGGCGGGCGCGUCCUGGCUUCCCUCACGCCGCCCGCUGCCGCCCUGUGUGUGUCGUGCUAGCGGGGUGCAGGCCAGUGUUUGAGACCGUUAGAGGGGGUGUGGAGGGUGUGGUGUGCGUGUGGUUACUACACUGAAGAGAAUUUCAUGGGCCAACUACAUUUUGACGUAUCUUUGAAUUCCCUGCACGUGGAGAUUUGUCACUGUCGCUGUUCCUAAGCAAUGUGUGUCUUCUCUCAUGUUACAAGAGUUAGAUAAAAAAAAUAUAUAUAUACAUAUAUAUAUAUAUAUAUAUAUAUAUAUAUAUAUAUAUAUAUAUAUAUAUAAACAUGCACAUUUUGUUGCUCUGGAUGUCGUUUUAGCGCCAGGAAUUCAACCAUCAGUGCAUCACCAACAUUCUUUGAGGACAAUGCACGUUUUCUGUUAUCGCUAAGUUUCCACGAUGCUGUGCUCUACGAGGUGGUGGCAUAGCACUGUCUGAGGUGCGGGUGUGCUGGGGUGUGGCUGGUGUGCCUGUCUGUGUCCAAGGAAAACAAGAAGUGACCCGUGAACACCUCCAGGCACACGCACUCACACCUAACCUUGGAGAGUCGAGCUAAGAACAUUCCACUUUAGAUUAGGAGGAAGGCACACACUGACAUCUUAAAUAGUUCCCGCAGUGCGUCACCCUUGUAGCGCUCCGUUGACUGGCCAUCGCGUUGUGGCCGUCUAUACCCAGGCACAUUCUAGCUUAGGGUGUGACAAUGGCUGACGUCGCACCUUGUCGCCGUCACCUGAGACUAGCAUCUUCCGUAGCAAAUCCUCGUAAAUCACCAUUAAUUCCACGCUCAAGUACCAGCGAUACUCAGAUUAUAUUAGUCCCUUGUGGUGUUUUUUGGGAGCGUUUUCUUUGGAGAGUAGCACUAGCGGUCCUUGUCUCGCCGUGUGUUGGGCAUUGCAGGGCAUGAGGGAAUCCAUAAGUGUCCACCAAACCCUGGCAUAUUCUGAUACACUCUUCCAUUACCGCUGUCCAUGCGACUGAUGAGCCCAGGUAUAUAAGUCUUCAAUCAGAAUAUUCUAGGGCUUAGCAAGGGUUAACAGCUCGCUCAGGCCCCCCAAUACCCUCACUCACACCCCACCAGACAGUUCAGUAGCUAGGCGUGUCAGGACAAGCGCCACGCAGCCCUCGUCACACCAGCACCCGGCAGCACAGACUCGGAGCAUUGCGCUGACUUGUGGCUCGUUUCGGUCCCUACAAAAAAAAACCAAGGGUGUUUUCGUACGCCAAAACUGUGUGAUAAAGGAAUAAUGUAGCGCUGUUGUCCCUCUAGAUGACUUCCUGCGUUUCUUGAGUUGCUUGGUACAGAUACGUAAGGUUAAGCAAAGGUUUCCAGUCUACUACUACAGGUUUAGUCGUUGGUUUAGUAGUUAAGUAAGCGCUGAGAGUAUUCUUGUUCUUUAGGCUUUGUGACGGCCGUACUAAGUGACAUUUAGUAUUAUUAGUCUCAGAUGAUAUAUGACUUAGAGCAAGUUAGCUUUUUAUUAACAAGUUGCAGUACGUAUAUACCAUUGUUGUAUUUUAAAUUAUACCAUAUUAUAAUUAUGCUUGACGCUCUUAAAGAGGAAUACUAGUGUAAACUUUUAAGGCAUUUGAUCACCGUGUUGUAUAUUAUUAAUGCACAUUUAAGCAAUUUUGGCCUCUGUGAUGCUUUUAUGAGUAAACCCUUCGUCUUCCACUCUUCCUCGAACUUUUGCGGCGGCGGUGGCGGCGGCGGCUCUGACUGCCCGCUGCCUCCCACACGCCGGAGUCUUGAUGUGACUGUCGCUGGCACGUUCACCACUCGGAGAUAACUGCAACCUUUCCCCGCCAGUCUGCUUUGCCCUCGUAAUGCUAGGCUUGUAUAGUAAUGUACAAUAACUCACAGUGGUUUGUUGUGACCCUUUACUCAUAUGGAUAACGAGCACACGACAUUCUUUGCGUCUCCCUGUAAAGAUUCAAACACGCAGUCUAUCCACCGCUGGACAAAACUAAAGAAAACGUGGUGUGUGCGUCCCGAUGUUUUAGACGUAGACUGAAGCAAACUGAAGGAGAAGGUUUGAUGCACUUCCAUUACAUUCCAUUUCCACAAUCAGACAGUGACGAUAAAUGUUUCUGAGCCUGAAGGUUGGAAGACUGCCGUGAGCUUCCGAGUCCCCGAGGUCACCCCACACUGGGAUGGUCUCAGCUUAACCUAACCCAACACCGCACCGUUUAAUCUUAUAAUAGGUUUAGCUUAUAUGCAUCAAAUACUGCGUUACAUACUCAGUCACUACCACCAAAAGUUAAAAAAGGAAGGUGUGUGUAGAUGACGUGCUGAUACGUGACUAAAUACAGUACUACACCCAUCUCUCCACCCCCCUCCAACCCAGCCCUGUCAUCCUGUUUGGUGGCAUUUUUACAUUCAGUAUUUGGUGUCUGUUUGGUAUAUUGAUGUUUAGCUGAUGUGAGAAUGGUCAGUCCCGUGGCACUCAGAACCUUAAAUGUACUAUAUUAGUAAUGCAUUUAGCCUCAAUAAGUACGUAAAGUAAAGCUUAGUUAGGUCAAGUCUUGAAGGACGUAAGUUGUAGUGAAGGUUGUAUGAAGAAUGCACAAAACAAAUAUUCUUACUCUUAGUAAUUCAAGAAAUGGCACAAAAGAAAGCAUAAUUUUGGUUCAACUAACCAACAUAGAAAAUUUUCUUUGUUUAACCAGCAUUUUAAAACACAAGACUCGUGAAAUUUAUUGAUAUUACCUUGAAUUAUAGAGAUUAUUUAUGAUUUUUUAUCUUAAGUCGCCAAAAUCUUGAUGUGUGUGUGUAAACCUCCUUGAUGAAGAACAGAGGCAAGGAAUGUGUAGAGGGACGCACCGCCGCCACCCACUUGGCACAGCCUCGGCCUUCACUCCACCCUCACUACUGAAAAGCACACUUACCACUCACUCCUAACACACAAACCAUAAUUACUGCCACACAAAUUCAGUCACUAAGGUGGCAACAAAUUUGAUGGGAGGUGAGUUACACAUUCAUUUCACAUGAAGCCAAACCUGAACACACUUAAGCCACGAUGCAUUGUCUGGUGUUGCCGAGACUGUGUCGAGCUGUUGUGUGUGGCAAGGGUUUCACCGCAGCAGCAGGGUGGUGGCGGUGCUGCGUGUGGUGGUGGUGUGCCGCGUCCUGCAGCACCAGGGGCUGUGGGGCGGCGGUGCAGGCAGAGGGCAGGUAUGGAGGACAUUCCUAGUAGAGGGGGUGGCAGUGAGUGAGCCCCUGAUUACAGUUUUGUAGCUAAAGAAGAAAGAAUCAUUAGGAAACUCCCAUCAAUCAUUCUAGUUAAUGUUGUUGACCCAAUACUACAGAUUCUACUAAGAGAAUACUAUUGUAAUGUUUUGGUAUCAGUGUUUAUUUUUAUAAAGCAUAUCCGGUUUAAGAGAAGUAAGCGCGUUAUGCAGUCAGUAGCGAGUGCAUGGCCAAGGUAGCAUACUUAUGGGUGUGUUAGUGAAGAAAUUUUACAUUCUAAAGUGACUUAGCAUCAUAUUCCACUUUGAACUGUUAGUCUAGUUUGUAUACCGUAUAACACGCUGACCCAACACUCCCACCCACCGCUAAGUCACAGAGAGGUCCUCAGGGAAGCAACUCACCAGAGGGACCGAGGCUGCUGGUGCCCACUGUGUUUGGCCCUCUCUCAAUCUGGCAGGUCAGAUUCAUAAUAUCCACGGACUGUCUUUUUGGCUUAGCCUAAUGUUAUGACCAUCAAUUUAUCCAUUAAUGCCCCCAGUUGUCAAACUUUAAAAUUAUAAAUUAUAUAAGUUAAUAAAACAAAAAUAUUU